AUGCGUUUGGAAGCCUCAAUUGAUGUGUCAAGACUUCUUUUGCAAUAUGGAUUACCUUUUCGAGGUCACGAUGAAAGUGAAUCUUCAAUUAAUCAAGGCUUCUUUCUAGGAUUUUUGCGACGGCACGGGGACAAACAUCCGGAUGUGGGAAAAGUGAUAUUGAAAAAUGCCCCACAAAAUGAUACAUUGACUUGUCCUAUGAUUCAAAAAGAUAUUGUCAAUGCUUGUGCAAAAGAAACAUUGAAAGCAAUAAUUGGGGACUUGAAUGGAGAUUACUUUGGUAUAUUAGUUGAUGAGUCAAAAGGCAUCUCUCACAAAGAACAAAUGGCUCUUGUUUUGCGUUUUGUUAAUAAGAAUGGUAAAGUAGUUGAACGAUUUAUCGGUCUUGUCCAUGUUAGUGAUACAUCGGCAUGUUCAUUGAAGAAAGCGAUUUAUUCUUUGCUUUCCGUUCACUCACUUAGUCCAUCCAAAAUACGUGGACAAGGUUAUGAUGGGGCUAGUAAUAUGAAAGGAGAGAUAAAUGGAUUCAAAACUUUGAUUAUGAAAUAUAGUCCAUCGGUAUAUUACAUUCAUUGUUUUGCUCAUCAAUUGCAACUAACACUAGUGGCUAUUGCUAAAAAACAUUUGGAUGUUGAAUAUUUUUUUGAUCAUGUUAGUAAUGUGUUGAAUGUUGUUGGAGGAUAUUUCAAGCGUAGAGACUUACAUCGUGAUCACCAAGCCAAAAAGUUAGAGAAAUUAUUUGAAUUCAGUGAAGUUCAAAAAGGCCAAGGAUUACCUCAAGAACGUGGGCUUCAAAGACCAGAGCUUAAUGACCGUUUUGAUGUAGUGAGUAGUGAUUUGCUUCUUGGGAUGGGUAGCUUGAAUCCGGUCAAUUCUUUCUCUAAUUUUGACAAAGGUAAAAUCAUGACUUUAGCAAAGUGUUAUCCAAGUGAGUUUAAUGAUGGAAAAAUUCGAGAUUUGGGCUAUCAACUCGAUACUUUCAUUAUUCAUACGCGAAGUGGUAAUCCCAAGUUCUCCAACUUGCAAGGAAUUCGUGAUUUGGCGAAGGCAUUGGUUGAAGCAAAUCUUGCGGAGACUUAUUCACUUGUUUAUUUACUUGUAAAGUUGACUUUGAUUUUACAUGUUGCUACGGCAAUUGUGGAGAGAGCAUUUUCGUCAAUGAAGCACAUAAAAAAUGAAGUGCAGAAUAGUAUUGGUUAUCUGCGUGAGCCUCUAAUUUAUAUUAAAGAUAUACAUGAGAUGAGUAACAAAAUUGGGGAGAUCUUCCAGUAA
This is a messenger RNA of Solanum tuberosum (potato), 1272 nucleotides long. RefSeq lists its product as uncharacterized. The record is from RefSeq and is a predicted model, not a curated record. NCBI's taxonomy places the organism in Eukaryota, Viridiplantae, Streptophyta, Magnoliopsida, Solanales, Solanaceae. The coding region runs from base 1 to 1272 and encodes 423 amino acids. The transcript has 3 exons.